Messenger RNA from Marmota monax (woodchuck), 7007 nucleotides. RefSeq names its product uncoupling protein 3 (gene Ucp3). NCBI's taxonomy places the organism in Eukaryota, Metazoa, Chordata, Mammalia, Rodentia, Sciuridae. The record is from RefSeq and is a predicted model, not a curated record. The transcript is spliced from 6 exons. Gene Ontology annotation, cellular component: mitochondrial membrane. Gene Ontology annotation, biological process: adaptive thermogenesis; mitochondrial transmembrane transport; mitochondrial transport. Bases 4365 to 5291 code for a protein of 308 amino acids. Gene Ontology annotation, molecular function: oxidative phosphorylation uncoupler activity.
AUAUCACUAUGCUGCCCAGGCUGGCCCUGAGUUGGCCAUCCUCCUGCCUCGGCCUGCCAAGUCGCUGGGAUUACGGGUACGCACUACUGUGCCACUGUGCACAUGUGGCUUUUGACCUGAGUCUGUGCCCAUCCAUUCUGUUUCCUGUGGAUGACUCAAGACUGCCCUGGAAUAGGCUCCAGCUUCACCUCUGGAUGUUGCUCUUGACCAAGUUCAGAUUUUUAGCUCGUCUUGCUAGCAACAUUCCAACAACCUCCUCACUGGUGCCUGAGCCUCCCUUCCAGCCCAUUCUUGACAGCUGCACCAGCAUCCUCUAACACAGGUCUGACAGUGUCAUUCCCUCCCUGAGAACCACCAGCCAUUCCCUGCUGUCCACUAGAUUAACUCAGGCUUUUGAAGCCCUCUUCUAUCCAUCCCCAGGGGCAUCUCUGAUCUCAUUUGCCCUUUCCUCACUUUAGCAAACUCCUGGUUUCUCUGAGUGCCUUCAGAAGCACUUAACGGUAUGGAGAAGUAGACAGUAGAUCCUGCACCUGUUGGUGGGGCACCCCUUCUCAAGAAAGUGUGGGGUGCCAGGCAUGCUGGCACCUGAAAUCCAGCAACUAGGAGGCUGAGGCAAAAGAAUUGGAAGUUCAAAGCCAACUUGAACAAUAUAGAUCCUGCCUCAAAAAAAUACAAAGGUCUGGGGCUAAAGCUCCCCUGGAUUCAGUACCCACUACCAAAAUAAAUAAAUAAAUAAAAGUGUGGAAUCAGGGGUCAGAGACAGCUGGAUACAAAAUGGAUUCAGAAAGGAAGACAUGCCUGAUGGCCAGGGGAGAGUAGGCUCCCCAGAGAGAUAGGCCCAGCCUCAGCAGGAGACAAAACCCAUGAAGUGCCCUCUGCAGGUCCUGACCCAGCACAGAUCCUCCACAUCAAAUGGCCUUGGGCAGAGGAUGUCCUGAACUUACACACCCCUGAUGGGAAUCCCACCUCUGCUCACUGUGUGGCACCAGGCAGGCAGGUCAGUUUGAAAUAUGAAAGUAGAACAAAAACAAUGUGUAGUGUUCUUUUAUUAGCACCUGAAUGGUUCCCAAAUGUUUUAUAGAAAGGAUACUUAGCCAGCAGGAGACAAUAGAGAACACAGCCCCCAAGGGUCUCCCCUACUCUGAGAGUCAGCCUGAUUCAUGAUGCCAAGGCCCCUGCAGCCCAGCUCACUUCAGAGGAGAGGGCAGGGGAAAUGCCAGGGCUCGUCGGGGAAAGAGGCCACCAGGAUGCCAUGGAGAGAGCCAGCUGCUCCCACAGUACAUUCCAGUCCCAGCCUCCCUGCUGGGAAGGAGCCCAUGGGCCUGGCUGGCUUUCUGUAGGGCACAGGGCAGUGGGGAAGGCACAGGCAGAGAGUAUUUCUUCCAGCAUGCCUACAAUACUGUCUCCUCAGCCAAGUUCACCCUGAGUCCCUGUGUCACCCCACAAAGCCCUUCCUGGGCUCUUCUUGGGUGGCAAAUCAGGCAUCAGGAAGACAGACUUAGGGGUGAGCCCAGGAGAGGCUAAGGCCUGACUGUCCCACCACACAGAUCUCAGCUGCGCUGGCCCAUUCUCUUCUCUGCCAACUGGGGCAAUGGGGUGCUCAAUGACCUUCCUCACCAGGCUCCACGUCUGACACUGCCAUUCUCACAGGUUAUUUUGCACAUCAUUCAGUAACUGCAGAGGGCUUUAAAUGCCUUAAGACAAGAAGCACUCUACCACAUGGGGUGCAUAAUUCCCCUCAUAGUUUAGCACCCCUCAAAAUGCACACAAUCAGGGCUGGGGUUGUGGCUUAGUGGCAGAGUGCUUACCUAGCAUGCAUGAGGCACUAGGUUCGAUCCUCAGCACCACAUAGAUGUAAAAUAAAGAUAUAGUGCUCCCCUAAAACUAAAAAAUAAAUAUUAAAAAAUGCAUAUGAUCAUUGUAAAUUGGACUCAUCAGUGAGAUUUAUAUCCCAAUUUUAAAAGCUUAAAAAAUAAAAAUGUAAGUGCAAAUCCAUACUGGGAAGAAUCAAAUAAAAGCAUCCUUUCUUCAGGGAAAGACUUCUUAAAGCCACACUAUUGCAGGCUUCCAGAUGGGGAUCCAGUAGCUAGUGAGUCCCAGCCUCAGCCCAUACCCCCCAUCUUAUCCCACCUCCUUUACUCUCUUUAAGUAACUCUACACCUGUUCACCUUCCUUAUGAGAAUGGGAACUCCUUGAGGGCAAGGGCCAAACCCAAUUUAUUCCAUGUCUUUUUUUUUUUUUUUUUUGCUAUUGCCUAGCAUGGUGGCCAAGAAAUAUCUGAUCUGGGUUCUGGGCCAGGGUAUAGCUCAGUGGUAGAGCUCUUGCCUAGCAUGUACAAACCCUGCAUUUCAUCCCCAGCACAGCAAAAUGUUUUUUUCAUGAAAUUUUCAUUUAUAUAUUAGUAUGAAUUAGCAGAUCAUUUCCUUCCAAAGAACAGGCUUUUCAGAGGCUGGGAUUGUAGCUCAGUGGUAGAGCACUUGUCUGGCACGUGUGAGGCACUGGGUUCGAGCCUUUGCAUCACAUAAAAAUAAAUAAAUAAAAUAAGAGUAUUGUGUCUAUCUAAAACUAAAAAAAAAAAAUUUAAAUAUUAAAAUUAAAAAAAGGCUUUUCCAAAGAGAGGUAUAGCAAGCAUUAGUUCAUGGUGCCUGAAUGGAAUGUGUGGCUUGAGGAGACAACAAAGAGAAGAAGGUUGUAGAUGGCAGUCCUGAAAGAAGGCUUAAGAGUCACUAGCUUAACCCCUAUUUGGGGUGGGGGAGAGGGUACCAAGUAUUGAACUCAGGGACACUCAAUCACUGAGCCACAUCCCCGCCCUAUUUUGCAUUUAGAGACAGAGUCUCACUGAGUUGCUUAGGGCCUCACUAAAUUGCUGAGGCUUGCUUUGAAUUUUCAAUCCUCCUACCUCAGCCUCUGGAGCCACUGGGAUUAAAGGCUUAUCCUCUAUCUUUGGGCACCCAAUUCACUACAGAUGGCUGGGGUAAUCCAUAUUCCCAUUUGCCCAAGAGUGGUUAAAUGUGUACCUAAGAUCAUGUCACUCAUUAGUAAGUCUUGAAGACAGGACCAGACCCCAAAUUUUCUGGUCACAGGCCCAGAAUUCUAUUGCCCUGUAGGGAAGGUGUGCACACUCUGCCCACUUCACAAUUCUGUGGGACUGGCUCUGGCUCCAGGUGUGGGGUCACUAAAGGUUCAGGACCUCAGCACACCAGCAGUGUGUGUGUGAGUCAGGGUGCUCGUGGGCAUGACCUGCCAAGAGACGGCAUCCUCACCAAAGACCUGAUUGUACAAAUAUUCAGAUUACAAGAACACAGGACUGCCUAUGAUGGUGUGCCAGUUUCUCAGUGUCACCAAGGCUAUACAUAGACCUUCACAUGCAAAAGUGCCCUUGUUAACCACUGGUAAUAGGGUGCAGGCACAAGUGCACACCAGUGUCAGCAUAUAUGUACGUGAACUAGAGGUGUACAUGGGCUCUAGCAGGACAAGAGAAGACAGCACAUUCCCUUGGUCCAAGAUUGAUCCUCCCCUGUCUGAGAUGCUCCUCAGUGAAGUAAGGAAAAAGGGGGCAUGUGCCAAGCCAGACAGAGCAGCUGGGACUGCCACAAACAUUCAUGGAAGGCGCCGCAUUAGCCCAUCUCCCUCAGAGCUGACUGCAGGAUGCAGCAGCUAAUCAGUCAGGGCCCACUCUUCCCCCAGCUCCACCAACAGCAUCAGUCCAGGAAUCCAUCAGUGUUAAGAAGGAAUGUCUCUAGUCACAGAAAGGGAACCACAACUGAAAAGAGUUUUAUUUACUUUAUGUAUGAGUAUAUUAAGGCAUCCUUGUGUAAAAGAUAUCUUCAUCCAAAAUGAAUGACAGUUUCAUUCAGUCAUGAGGAGUGUUGGCUCCAGUUCUUAGGGAGAGAAAGAUCUCAAGUGGUGAGACACCUCAGGGAGCAGGAUCACCAAACAGCCUGUCAUAGGAAGCAGCUGCAUGCUGGGGAGAACAAGGUGUGUGUGGAGUCAGAGCCAGGCCUGGUCCCUGUCAGAGCCUGUUUCCUCAUCCAUACAAUGAAGAUAGCACCACCAGCCUGCUCCCUGGUGCUGAGGGGACAGGGUGAGGAUUGCAAGAUAUGAAGGAUGGGAAAGUGACCUGUUUUUAUAGGCUAAACUCAGACAACUUAAGUGUGGCAAUGCCCAGGCUUCUCACUUUCUGAAGCUCCUUCCGGCUGCAGGGUACCUGGAGAUGGGUCAGGGUCAGGCAACCCCGGCUCCAUCCACCUCCCCUGGCCUCCUCCUGCAGCCUUCUCCCUGCACUAAAGCCCAGAGCUACCAAUUGACCUCUCCCUUUGGACAUCACUGGGCUCUGGAGGGACAGGGUCAAUCUUACUGAGAGGAUGGUUGGACUGAAGCCUUCAGAAGUGCCUCCCACCACCGCUGUGAAGUGCCUGGGGGCGGGCACUGCGGCCUGUUUCGCAGACCUCCUCACCUUUCCACUGGAUACAGCCAAGGUCCGCCUGCAGAUCCAGGGAGAGAACCCGGCGGCAGAGAGCGUGCAGUACCGCGGCGUGCUGGGCACCAUCUUGACCAUGGUGCGCACCGAGGGCCCCCGAAGCCCCUACAACGGGCUGGUGGCCGGCCUGCACCGCCAGAUGAGCUUCGCCUCCAUCCGCAUCGGCCUCUAUGACUCUGUCAAGCAGUUCUACACCCCCAAAGGAGCGGACAAUUCCAACAUCGCCAUCAGGAUUUUGGCGGGCUGCACCACGGGGGCCAUGGCAGUGACUUGUGCCCAGCCCACCGAUGUGGUGAAGGUCCGAUUUCAGGCCAGCGUGCGCCUGGGGCCCGGGAGCCACAGGAAAUACAGCGGAACUAUGGAUGCCUACAGAACCAUCGCCAGGGAGGAAGGGUUCAGGGGCCUGUGGAAAGGAACUUGGCCCAACAUCACAAGGAAUGCCAUCGUCAACUGUGCUGAGAUGGUGACUUAUGACAUCAUCAAGGAGAAACUUCUGGACUCUCGCCUGCUCACUGACAACUUCCCCUGCCACUUUGUCUCUGCCUUUGGAGCUGGCUUCUGUGCCACAGUGGUGGCCUCCCCAGUGGAUGUGGUGAAGACGCGGUAUAUGAACUCACCCCCAGGCCAGUACCGCAGCCCACUGGACUGUAUGCUAAAGUUGGUGGUCCACGAGGGACCCACAGCCUUCUACAAGGGAUUCACCCCCUCCUUCUUGCGUUUGGGAUCCUGGAACGUGAUGAUGUUUGUAACCUAUGAGCAGCUGAAACGGGCCUUGAUGAAAGUCCAGAUGUUGAGGGAAUCUCCAUUUUGAGCAAGACAAGAAGGCUACUUGGUACUUACCUGGCAUGAGGCCAGUUAAGGAUGAAAUAAAGCAGUGGACUCAGGCCCACACAUGUUUACAGAACUGCGUACUUGUUGCUGAUUCAAGAAACAGAACUGAAAGAAGAGGAAGGAUUUUGGUCUUCAGUGCUUCGUCUAAAAACACCCUUGUUUUGCACUGACUUAAUGGAAAAUAAAUUAUAUUAAUUUUGAAACCCAUUAGGUUGGAUGCCUAAUAUUUAGGCAAGAGUAAACAGAUCCCUCUGGAUAAAAGGGAAGUUUGCAGACUUGCAUACCCAGAUAAAUUGGAUUAGAUGAUGACUUAUAACAGAAAGGCCACCAGAGUGGGAAGGAGUACACAUGAAAGUCAGCUGAGGAGCCUCAAGGGACACCACUGAUGCAACCCGAAGCUGAGACUGCAGCCUCCACAGUCACACAGGGAUCAUCUGCCUACUGGUCCUAAUGAGUCCACCAAGGAGAAUCCACUGGGAUUCCAAGAAAUGUGAGAAACAGAAGGGAAAACUCAAACCUGUGCCGCAGGAGCCCCGCAGGGCCAACCUGAGGCUGAGGCCUGGAAAUCUGUCCUCCCAGAGAACACAGGAGAAUCAAGGGGGCGCCUCAGUCCACUUCUAUAAAAUAGGUAAUAAUCUCUUCCCCGCCUACCUCACCGGGGUGUUAGGAAGAACAAUGAGAAAGAAGCUGGGCACGAAUCCACUUUAUAAAAGCGAAAGCUCCUACAGGCCUAAGUAUGAGGACAAUGCCUUGAGAAAGAUUUUUUUGGAAAAGAGAGGAAUUGCCAAGAAGUUUUUGAAAAACACAGUUGUCUAGUGGCAAGACCAGAAGAACCUGGGCUGCAAGUGACAGUGGAUGACCGGAGCCCCACUCCCCUGCACCCCUGCUCCCUGGCCCCACUGUGAGGCACUUUGAAGGGCGUGGGGCUUGGGGAGAAGAGAGCCUGGCCUAGAGUCUGAAGCAGCUGGAUUCAGAGUCUUUGGGAAAUUAGUGUGAUUCAGUGAAGGAAUUCUGACCUUCAGUGUGGGAAUAAGAACAGCCGCUUUUCUGCCUUCUCUUUCUCGGAUAGAAUUUUCUCCCUUCAGGGUUUUUAUUUGUCAGGGUGGAGCCAGAUCUAACUCUGUCACUGUCCCUUUGACUGCAGGCAAGUUGAUCUACCUUCUAGGGGUUUGGCUCCUCCAUCUGCAAAAGGCGAAGUAGAGCUGCUUGACCUAUUUUCAAGCUUAAGACUGAACAUCUUUCAAACUGAUAAUGGGGACCCACAGAGCCAGUGGCCAUUCUUGUUUCUCAGGAGCAUGUUGUGGCUCUAGGACAGUAAGAAGAGGGUCUGGAUCUUACCACACCCACCUUAUUAACAAUUACCCUCAGGGAAUCCUUGCCCCUCAGAGUCCUCCUAGAGAAGCUGAUGACAGUCCCUAGCUCACUAGCAUGUGCUGGGGGUUGAUCUAGAACACCCUGCAAUACAGGAGGGCUCCUGUGUCAUUUCUUCCUCUCCUGACCUGACUCAUCCACAUCAGGAAAAAGUGAAUCGCCAUCCUGCCUCAGCACUUCCUGACAUUAAAUUGUAACUUGAGAUCAUCUACAUAUACAAACUGAAUAGCUCAAACAAAAGGGAAAGAAAGAAAUUAUUUUGAUUUAAUGUCUAAUUUAACCUUUAAAUAAAACUUCCACUUAUAAGUUUCUUUCUUUUGACUUA